CUUUGAUUUUAUUCUUUGCAGGCGAAUUUUUUGUUCGACGUCUGUCGUUAAUACGUUUCUUUAAACUCUGUGUUGUAGAUUUUGCUCUCGUGGUCGGACGUGUGUGUUGCGCUGUAAAUUCGUUGCCAAAUAUAUUAUUUUUUUUAAGUUUAAGACAAAAACAAAAAAAUCUUAUUUAGAGCUGCUGCGCUGCGGUUGGCUAAUAAUAUACUAAAUAAUUAUUUAAGAAGAAUAAAACAAAGAAAAUGCACUCACACACCGAGAUACUUUCUAUGUAAACAAAGUAGAAGUACAAAAGAAAAGUUAAACAACUUUACAACAACAAAAUACCGCUAGAAAAUUGUGCAUAGUUACGAACGCACAAGCAAACAAAAACAAACUUGCAUAGAAUUAACAAAAAACACAAUCGAUCAACAUGGAUCCCGAAGCAUUUUUAGAUAUGGCCAAUCAGGUCAUUAAAUUGAAAAUGUUUCCAUAUUUCGAUAUCGCACACAGUCUAUUAGCCGCCCUAGCAGUACGUGAAGAUUUGGGAACAAAUGCUCAGGCUUUCUCACGUAAACAUCCUUUAGCCUGUUGGUUGUCGACAAUGUUGGUGAUAUUUUCUGGAGCUAUGGUAGCUAAUGGUUUAUUGGGCGAGCCCAUAUUGUCGCCCUUGAAAAAUACACCACAAUUAAUGGUGGGCACAGUGGUAUGGUACAUGGUGUUUUAUACCCCCUUCGAUAUUGGUUAUAAAGUUGCCAAAUUUUUACCCAUUAAACUGGUGGCCAGUGCUAUGAAAGAAAUCUAUCGUGCUAAGAAAGUCUAUGAUGGUGUCUCACAUGCUGCCAAAUUGUAUCCUAAUGCCUGGAUUAUCAUGAUUAUUAUAGGUACUUUGAAGGGUAAUGGUGCUGGUUUUACAAAAUUAUUCGAACGUUUAAUACGCGGUGCCUGGACUCCUACGGCCAUGGAAUUUAUGCAGCCCUCAUUCUAUACAAAGGCUUCCCUUUUGGCUUCCAUCAUCUUUGUUUUGGAUAAGAAAACUGAUUGGAUUUCUGCUCCUCAUGCCUUGGUCUACUUUGGCAUUGUUAUCUUUAUGGUGUACUUCAAGUUGUCAUCCAUUUUAUUGGGCAUACACGAUCCCUUCUUGCCUUUCGAAAACUUGUGUUGUGCCAUUUUCUUUGGCGGCAUUUGGGAUAGUUUGGCUAAGAUUUUGGGCCGCGGCCAAGCCAAAGAAGGCGAGGGCAAAGAUGUUAAGAAGAGCAACUAAAAGACUUGCAAUACUCAGUAAAUUUAUAAUGUUAUAAACAGAAGAUCCUAACGAAAACGAAGUCGAUUUGAAUUUAAAACAUGUUUUAAUUUUUCAACAAAAAAACGAAAACGAAAUGCAACACAAAGAGACCUAUCCUAAGCCAAACCCAAACCCAAACCAGACAACACUCAUUUAACGGCUA
Lucilia sericata (common green bottle fly) is the source of this 1430-nucleotide messenger RNA. Its product is annotated as trimeric intracellular cation channel type 1B.1. Gene Ontology annotation, cellular component: membrane. NCBI's taxonomy places the organism in Eukaryota, Metazoa, Arthropoda, Insecta, Diptera, Calliphoridae. The transcript is spliced from 5 exons. The record is from RefSeq and is a predicted model, not a curated record. Bases 416 to 1246 code for a protein of 276 amino acids. Gene Ontology annotation, biological process: potassium ion transmembrane transport. Gene Ontology annotation, molecular function: potassium channel activity; identical protein binding.